Elaeis guineensis (African oil palm) is the source of this 4464-nucleotide messenger RNA. RefSeq names its product glutamate receptor 2.7. NCBI's taxonomy places the organism in Eukaryota, Viridiplantae, Streptophyta, Magnoliopsida, Arecales, Arecaceae. Gene Ontology annotation, cellular component: membrane. Gene Ontology annotation, molecular function: ligand-gated monoatomic ion channel activity. The record is from RefSeq and is a predicted model, not a curated record.
GCUCCACGAAGUUGCUGCGAAACUGCAGCAGCUGGCAGCUGAAUCUUAAACUCCAGCGCAAUUCUGGCUAGAAUGGAAUGGCCCGAAUCCUUCUCCAAAAAAUGUCAACCAUAUAUUCUGUUCUUCAUGAGGCCCUCCACACAUUUCUUCAGUAGGAACAUCUACGCAGUAGAAAUUCUGUCAGCAGCCACCAAAAGAUUGCGAAACUGCUCGGCCCUCUCUUGUUGAACAAAGGUCCUCGGACUACCUGUUAGUGCCCUGAUCUCUCUCUCUCGCUCUCUCUUCUCUCUUUCUUUGUGUGGAAUAGGACGCAGCAAGAUGCUACUCCUGAUGCCAUGACCAUGACCAUGACCUCUAUCAGUCGUCUACUUUUUUUUUUUUUCUGUAUCACUUUGACUCUGUCUUUUGUUCUCAUCUUGUUUCUCUGUAAAUAGCCUCUUAAUCUAACAAAGGCUGGGGGAACACUUUGUUUCCUCCAUUUCCGUUUAAAAAAAAAAAGAAUCUCAAACUAAGUAACAUGGCUGGAGGUUGAAUCUGGUUCAACAAAACAAAGAGGAUAAUAUACAGGAUUGUAAGGAUUAUUAAUUCAACAUGGUCAUAAGCAGAUUAACAUGAUCUUCAGGAAACUGCAAGGAAAUUGUACCUUAGCUAAUUGUUUGAAAUGCUUGUCAGAAUAAUUUGUAGCAGUGUAGAGAAAUGAUUUUCUUUUUAUUAAAUCGGACGGAGAAAUGGCAUCUUUAAAAAAUUUUAGUCACGAACUAUCAUCUUACAUUAAUUUGCAUAACAUUUUUACCACUUGUCAAACAACAUCUACAACCUCUGGGUGGAAGGUGGUUCUUUGAAUAAAAGCCAACAAAAUUUUGCAUAUUCUGCUUAUGCCAGAACAAAACUAUGACAUCUACUAAUUAAUUUUCUAAUUCUAUGGAAACUAGUGAUAUUUUUAUGGUACUUCAAACUAGAUUUGGACUACAAUAUUUUUUCUUUAAUCCAGUUCUUGUUUCAUAGGUGCUUCCAUUAGAAACAUCCGGACCUUCUAAACAACAAAAACAAAACAAUUAAUUUUAUAGCCUGAGUGGUUGUUUCCCUGAACCUCCUCUUGCUAGGAUUUGGGACAGGAUAUUAUUUCAUUUUUUUUUUUAAUUGAAGGUUGCAUCUUUAGAAGGGCCUCUAUCUACAUAUUGCAUUCUGUUUUGUCUUUGGUUGGGAGGAUACAUCUAUGGACUUAUUGCACCUUUGUCAAUUAAUUAAUUUAGCAGGAAAGUUCAAGUCCUGGAUUGUUUUGUGAAAGAUGCAGGGAACAUCCACAAUGCAUAAACGCAUUUUAUUUGCUGUAUUUGUCUGACAUCUCAAAUAAUAAUAGAUAUCUAAAAUGAUCCAUAACAAGAUCCCAUUACUUCAUCUUUUAAGAAUCCUUUGAACAUCACAAUUUCCUUCUCCCCUUAAUUAAGAUCUCCACUUGCUAGGAUAUUUUUUGUGAUGAAUUGCUAACAAGGAAAUUGUACAUAAAUCAAAACCAAGAUUCAACAGACUAAUACAAAGCAUUAUAGCAUGCGCAGCCUAAUUUCCUCCUCACUUCCUCUUUCACUGUGACCCCGUUCUGCUUUUAAAUACUUCCAUGACCUGAAAUAAGAGACUUUGAUUCUCAUAGUAGUCCUGAGCUGAUUCUCUGAACACAUGCCUCCCAGCACUAGUAGGCCCCUUCUCCCCUUCGUUGCCCCACCUACUGACGUCCUAAAAUGGACACAAAUAUGCAUGUCUAAAGCUCCUACUUCUCUUCUCUUCCUCCUAUCCUGUUGCUCUCUCUUUUCUGAUAGAGCAGUAGCCUUUCACCUCGGUGUCAUCGUGAACACCAACUCUCUAGUCGGAAGAGAGCAAAAGAUCGCCAUUGAGACCGCAGCGCACUACUUCAACUCCUCCACUACAACACUAUUCCUCGACGUCUGCGAGUCCAAUAGCAUUGAUCCCAUCCAAGCAAACGCUUACGCUAGAAGUCUCAUGAAAAGGGGGGCAGAAGCAGUAAUUGCUACGGGAACAUGGCCAGAGGUGGUAACACUGGCCGGCAUCGGCUCCAAAGAAAGGAUUCCGGUGCUCUCUCUAGCCACAACAUCGCCGCCAACCUUAUCUCCAAGGCCUUUCCUGGUGCGAAUGUCGUACCCUGCCUCCGGUCAGGCGCGUUGCCUCGCCCAAGUCGUGAAAUCGUACAAUUGGCGGAGAGUCAUCGUCAUCUAUGAAGAUGAUGACUAUGGUAGCAUUACUGCAAUGGCCUCACUCCUUUUCGAUGCUCUCAAUACCGUUGGAUCGGAAGUCAUCGACUACAUUGCCUUCCCACCGGUGGACACACUCUCCAAUCCAAGGGCUUCAGUUCAAAAAGAGCUGAAGAGGAUACGCCGUCAUCUCUCCCGGGUGUACAUCAUCCUCCAGUCCUCACGAUUGCUGACUGUCUCUCUGUUUGAGGAAGCGAAGGAGUUGGGAAUGAUGGCGAAAGGCCAUGUAUGGAUUGCCAACGAUGAUACCACCACCCUCCUCGACUCGACCUUGGAACCCUCAUUCAUCUCUUCUCACAUGCAAGGAGUGGUAGGAAUCAAGACCUACUUUGAUGAGACAAGCGAUUCCUACCAAGUCUUCAAAGCCGAAUUCCAACGAAAAUUCAAAGCGGAUUAUGGGAGCAAGGGGGAGCCUGGAAAGUUUGCCGUUCGAGCAUAUGACGGGGUACAUGCGAUUGCUCAUGCUGCCGUCGAGACGAAGACAAUGAGGAGCAACACAUUGUUAGAAGGUAUCCUAUCAAGCCAUUUUAUGGGGCUCAGUGGGUUCAUAAGGUUCAGAAGUGAUGGAGGUCUACCAGAGGGCAAGGGCUACUCGGCAUUUCGGGUCGUCAAUGUAGCGGGGAAGAGCUACCGGGAGUUGGGGUUCUGGUUGGAGGGCUUCGGUUUUUACAAAGAGGAGGGAGAGAUGGUCCGCCAUGGGGAGCGGGUGGAUGCCUUAAGCCCGGUGUACUGGCCGGGAGGACCCGAGAGGGUCCCCAGUGGGUGGGGAAAGCUCAAGAUUGGAGUACCGACGACUGCAACGUUUGAUCAGUUUGUGAAGGUGGAGUAUGACGAGCGGAGGAUGGUGAAGAAAGUGACCGGGUUUUGCAUCGACGUCUUUAAUGAGACUUUGGUGCACUUGAAGUAUGACCUCGAGUAUGAGUUCUUAGCUUUCAAUGGCACCUACGACAACCUCCUCAACCAAAUCCCCUUGAAGGUAUAUGAUGCCGCAGUGGGAGAUAUUACAAUUCUAGAUAAACGUUCAAUAAAUGUUACAUUCACAGAGCCAUACCUCUCAUCCGGUCUUUCUAUGCUAGUCCGUAUGCGAUCAAACCGCACGCAAUGGAUGUUUACGAAGCCAUUUACAAUGCGAGUGUGGCUUUUGAUCAUUGCCACCAUGAUCUACACAGGGAUCAUCAUGUGGUAUCUGGAACACAAGAUAAACCCCGAGUUUGAUGGCCCUUGGUGGACACAACUUGGAGCCACAUUUUGGCUAACUAUCUCCACCAUCUUCUUCGCACAUGGGAGGCUCUAUAGUUACUACACUAAAAUAGUGGCGGUGGUAUGGCUCGUUGCGGUCUUCAUCUUGACCUCCUGCUUCACAGCUAAUCUCAGUUCUAUUUUAACUACCGAGAAGCUUGAACCAAUGGUGGUAGACGGUAAGAUUGGAUACGACGGGGACUUAUUUGUUCGGAAAUACUUACAAGACGUGUUGGGAUACAAGGAGGAUAAGUUUGUGAAGAUUGGAAAAGCUGAAAACUACGUCGAUGCCUUUGAGAGUGGGAACAUCACGGCAGCCAUUCUUGAGGUUCCCUAUUUACGGGUGUUUAUUUCAAAACAUGAUGAUUACACUGCUCAAGGAGAAACAUACAUGCUUGGAGGCUUUGGCUUUGCAUUUCCUAAAGGUUCUCCCAUGGCAGAAGAUUUCUCUCGAGCCAUAUUGGGACUAACCGAGGAUGGGACACUGAAGAAGUUGGAAGACAAGUGGUUCUCAUUCUCCAUGUCCAAUUGUCCAACUCCAGACAAGGAUGGAAAGAGGGAUAGCCUCAGUUUGGACAGCUUUUGGGUGCUCUUCCUCUUCGUCGGUGGCACUUCGACCAUCGUCUUUCUUAUCGAGACUCGCUUGACCAUCCACCAUGCAGUAGGUGUAUCCUUGAUGGAGAUAUUCAAUAUGAUCCGGAGGUCUAGGAAUUCCUGGAAAAGAGGAGGGCUUGGACUUCAAGGAGUAGCAACCUUUUCUUCAGACCAAGAAGGGAAUGCUACGAGCAUGGAUCAAAGACCAUCCGAUCACAUGAUAGAGCUCCAUCGUCAUGCCUGCGAUGACAAUGAGCAAACCCGCUGGUGAAACCAUCAACAAUAGACUUAAGUCAUGGACAUGCUUGUUUUUGGGAUUAUAUAUAUACUAACUCAUAAUCCCAUAUAAUGCAGGGGAUGCAAUUUU